AUGCAGACAUCACAAUAUCACAUCUUUUCUCUCCCACCUGAACUCUUAGAGUCGUUGACGCCGCGUAAUCUUGUCAACAAAGUCGCUUCCCGAUCCCAUACACCAGAACCUACCGUAAUUACAUCAAAAUCUGGCCCCAGAGCAUGCGCUAUCUGCAAUGGCAUAGCGUUUCUGGACGUUGAGGAACAACGUGCCCACUUUCGGUCGGAUUGGCACCGAUACAAUGUCAAGACGCGGUUGAACGGCGGUAAAACCGUCUCUGAAGCAACAUUUGCUCAACUAAUUGAAGGACUGGACGAUUCCUUAUCUGGAUCAGCGUCCUCAGAUGAUGAAGAUGAAAAUUCAGACGCCGUGAAUGCCUUAGUUGGGAAGACAAAGCGUUUAAACACCCGAUCUCCUUCCCCUGAUUCCUCAAUAAAAAGCCUACCUGUCACUGCUCUUACAUGGUUUCACUCUCCACCAUCCACACAACUUGGAAUAUAUCGCUCUAUUUUCCCUCUAGAGACAGAACCAACCCAAUACCUCUCGGAGCUGAAGAAUCUUCAACAAAGGCGACCGGAAGGACGGACAUGGGCUCUGUUUAUGAUCGCUGGUGGCCAUUUUGCCGGAGCAGUGGUCAGAGUCAGUCAAAAUGAGGAUGAAGAUGAAGAACCGAGCGAAGGACAGAGGUCGCGGAAAAAGAGACCCAAGAGACCCAAACCGGACACUGAAGUCCUUCUGCACAAAACAUUUCAUCGAUACACUACUCGACGGAAACAGGGUGGAUCUCAGUCAACCAACGAUAAUGCCAAAGGACCCGCCAAUAGUGCUGGGGCUUUACUUCGACGUUAUGGUGAGCAGGCCCUGAAAGAUGAUAUUCGAGGCUUGCUCCAGGAAUGGAAAGACGAAUUGGUUGAAUGUGAGAGGAUAUGGAUCCGUGCAAGCACAUCUAAUCGCAGAAUAUUCUACGACUACGAUGAUGCGCCUUUCAGUCAUCGGGAUGAGCGAUUGAGAACGUUUCCGUUUCCAACGCGUCGACCGACACAAUCCGAACUGACACGAUGUCUGAUGGAACUUACUCGCUUCAAAAUAUCACAUUAUACCGAAGAAGAACUGCGUGAACAAGAUGAAGCAUAUCUUGCUUCCCUGACAAAGCCUAAACCAGUACCGACAGUAGUUCAAGCAACGCCGCCGGAAAAACCCAAGCAAAGGCAACCGAAGCUCUCGAAAGAGGAGGAGGUUUUGCGCGAAAAAUGGAAUCGCAUGCUAGAAAUGGCCAUCAAGGGGCGCCUCGAAGCUUUGAAAUCGUUCUUUGCCAGGGAAGGUGAAGCACUUGGUGGGGUUGAUGCAAGGAUUCCAGAAUGGACAGGAGAAAAACGAGCAACACUUCUGCAACUCGCUGUUCAGUAUGGGCAUGAAGACAUGGUACAAUGGUUACUGGAAGAAGCUCGUGCAGACCCAACAAUCCCUCUCCCCUCUAUAACGGCAGGACAUGACUCUAUAACGGCAGGACAUGAACAGGAGAAUGUCAACGUAGGCAACAAGUCUGACGACUCAGAUUUACUCCGCUCCGUUCCAGUGGGCUCACAAAAAACGGCUUACGACCUUGGUCGUACUAAAGCCAUUCGGGAUGUCUUCAGACGUUGUGCCGCCUUGCAUCCGGAUUGGUGGGACUGGUUGGGUGCCGCUCAUGUCCCAAGCGCGUUGAGUCAUGACAUGGAGCAUGAGCGCGACGAAAAGAAAAAGGCCAAACGAAAAGGAUUGAAAGAUCGGGUUAAGGAACGCGAGGCAAAGGAGCGGGAGAAACAGAAGGACAGACCAAUUACACCACCAGUAGUAGAAACCAAACCCACAGUACGCGAAAUCGUUGAUUCGAAUUCAACGUCGCGGCGGCUCGGAGGUGGAUCGGGUGCCGCUCAGGGGAUCACAGGACUUACUCCUGAAAUGAGAGCGAAAGUAGAGCGGGAACGUCGAGCGAGAGCAGCUGAGGCACGGUUGAAAGGUUUGCAGACAAGCUAG
Psilocybe cubensis is the source of this 1998-nucleotide messenger RNA. Its product is annotated as VMS1-like protein. The transcript has 5 exons. Gene Ontology annotation, molecular function: protein binding. The record is from RefSeq and is a predicted model, not a curated record. NCBI's taxonomy places the organism in Eukaryota, Fungi, Basidiomycota, Agaricomycetes, Agaricales, Agrocybaceae. The coding region runs from base 1 to 1998 and encodes 665 amino acids.